Messenger RNA from Colius striatus (speckled mousebird), 1252 nucleotides. RefSeq names its product somatomedin B and thrombospondin type 1 domain containing (gene SBSPON). The record is from RefSeq and is a predicted model, not a curated record. The transcript has 5 exons. Bases 1 to 798 code for a protein of 265 amino acids. NCBI's taxonomy places the organism in Eukaryota, Metazoa, Chordata, Aves, Coliiformes, Coliidae.
AUGGGCGGCGCGGCGCUGCCGGGCGCGCUGUGGCUCGGGCUGCUGUGGGCCGGCAGCGCGGCCGGCGGGACCUGCGCGGGCAGGUGCUGCCAGGGCCGAGAUGCCGCCUGCGUCGGGCAGGGAUGGAGGGAAGGAGGGGACUACGGGAGCUGCUACUGCGACGAAGGAUGUCGGCGAGCCGGAGACUGUUGCCACGACCACGGCCAAGCGUGCCCGGCUCUUCCAUGCAUUGUGGGGGAGUGGAGCCAUUGGAGCGGCUGUGCAGAACAAUGCCAGCCCCAUCUACGGGUACAUAGGCGCUAUGUACAACAGGAACCCAAAAAUGGUGGAGAACCUUGUCCUGCUCUAGAGGAGAAGGCUGGCUGCCUGGAAUAUCUGACCUACCAAGGACAGGACUGCGGCCAUGAACAUGUCCCAGCUUUCAUAACUACCUCUGAAUAUGGUAAAGAAAGAAAACGACGAGCGGUGUCUUCUCUUUGGCCCUCAGACAAAGAAGAAAAUGGAUACUGCGUGGAGUUCAGAACAGAAUCCCUUUCGCAGCAGUGCACUGUGGAGACCCGGCCGCACGCGCGCUGGAUGCAGUACCUACGGGAAGGACACACCGUGUGUGUCGCCUGCCAGCCUCCGGCCAUGAGUGCUGCCACACAGCGUUGCUCUGGGGAUGGACAUAAUGCACAUGGAGAUAAAAUCUUACACUGGGAAGCAGUUGGCAACUCUCAGUGCCAAGGAACCUGGAGGAAGAUCCGACAGCUGGAACACUGUUCGUGUCCCCUUGUGCACAGCUUUAUUUUUACAUAAAAGUUUAAAGGACCUUUAAGACAGCAACAAAAAGAUUAAGAAAAUUUACACCAAUGCCAAGAAACCUAGCUCUCUCUGCUGCAUAUUCUGGAGCCUAAACCUUAAAGGAGUGACAACUCUCGAAGCAGCAUUUCAGGAAACUCUCUCUGCCUUAAUACAAAGUGCUAAGACAGAUUUUUGUAGUAAAACACUAGAAGCAUAUUUUCAUGUUUCUCUUUUGUGAUUAAAGAGCUAAUGUUCCAAUCUGUAGUAGCUGCUUUUCCUAAAAUUCACAUUCUUUACUGGCCACAGUCCUGUCUACAGGCACUGCUCCUACUCAGUGGUAAGCCAGCCAAAUGUUCUCAGAUCUGAGAACAGUUACUCUCAUCAUUAAGUAGCAUGGGUGAAUGAGAGUUUGAGAGCUAAAAAUGUAUCUUAGUUUAGGUCCUCUGUUCCUUCCCAAUACCAUCUAGAC